UAAUAGCUACUGGAGAUUCAGAAUUGAUACAAGAUGGCCUCACAGAAUAUCACAUACGGAGUGCCGUCUCAGGCCCUCCCAAUGCCGAAUAAAUACCACAGACUUGUUCACUUGGAUCUGAAAGGAGCUCCACCAAAGAUGGAUUAUCUUUUGAAGGUAUUACCCCUGUUCAAGGAAUGGGGUGCCACAGGGCUUCUGGUGGAGUAUGAGGACACCUUCCCAUACUCAGGAGAGCUAGAGGUACUCCAGAAAGGUGAGGAGGUUUACAGUUUGGCAAAUGUAGCCACUCUCCAACAAACAGCUAGAAAUCUUAGUCUGGAAUACAUUCCUCUUAUUCAGACAUUUGGUCAUUUAGAGUUUGUGUUGAAGCAUUCACAGUUCAGUCAUCUGAGAGAAGACCCAGAGGACAGGAGGAGUUUAUGCCCAUCUAAUCCUGAAUCGAUAGUGUUAGUCCGAUCUAUGAUUGACCAAGUCAUGACGCAACACCCAAACCUGAAAUACUUUCACAUAGGUGCUGAUGAGGUAUGGAUGAAGAAGAGAUGUGCCAGGUGCUGUGAGCGGAUCAGAGACAGCUUCCAUGGAGAGCCUGUUGGACUGUUUGUAAGCCACGCCAAGGCUGUGCUGCUCUACCUCAAGGAGACAUAUCCCCACGUCAGAGCGAUCAUGUGGGACGACAUGCUACGCAAUGCCAAGUAUGACUUCAUCAAAGAUUCCAAUUUGCACGAGCUUGUUGAUAUCAUGGUUUGGAAUUACCUGGAUAACUCCGAGAACUUUCACAGGAAUACACCCGAGACGGUCUGGCAACUCUACGGCAAGGUCUUCGAGAAUGUCUGGAUCGCUUCCGCUUUCAAAGGUGCUUUUGGGCCAUCGCUGUUCCUGACACCGGAGUUGGAACACAUAAGGAACCAGGAGCUGUGGGCCGGAGACCUGUCCCGUACCAUCCCCAAACACCUCGAUUUCAAGGGAAUAGUAUUCACCGGGUGGCAGAGGUACACCCAUGAAACGGUCUUGUGUGAGCUGUUGCCCGUUGGACUGCCUUCACUUGCAUUCUGUCUACAAACUUUCAUGCAAGGUCAUUUUAGCGAGGAGUUACAUCAAAGCAUAUCACAACGGUUGGGUUUCCCGGGGCUUCUAGACUUGGAGAUAGAAACCAACCUGCCAUUAUCCGAGGUGCCUGUGGGUGUACCAAUGGGUACUUUUCCUGGUUGUGAGAUGUACAUGUGUGCCAGGCAGCUGGCUACCAUCCAGUCGUCAAGAGAGGGACAAACGUUUUUCAAGCUCACAAGUGCCUUUGUGGAUAAAGAGGAAGAGGCAUUGUCUUCAGAGAAACCUGGUUCGUCACUUGCCCCUCUCUCUGAAGAUGAAACGGGACCAGUUCUGAGCCUCCUUUCCAAGCUGACAGUCCUGAAAUCGACGGCGGAGCGGGCACUUGGUGAAGUCUACCAGCCUUCCACUUCCAAGGAGUGGCUUGAUCUGUGUGUCGUGCCUCUCUUGAAACGGCUGGAGAGGAGACUAGCAGCAACCAAAGCCCUGGAUCAGUGAUAACUCCUGGACAACAGGGUCUAGGCCUCUCUUGAAACACCUGGAGAGGAGACUGGCAGCAACCAAAGCCCUGGAUCAGUGAUAACUCCUGGACAACAGAGUCUAGGUAUCGAGCAAUAGUAGUACUUCCAAGGGCU
This is a messenger RNA of Strongylocentrotus purpuratus (purple sea urchin), 1679 nucleotides long. Its product is annotated as hexosaminidase D-like. NCBI's taxonomy places the organism in Eukaryota, Metazoa, Echinodermata, Echinoidea, Camarodonta, Strongylocentrotidae. The record is from RefSeq and is a predicted model, not a curated record. The coding region runs from base 34 to 1542 and encodes 502 amino acids. The transcript is spliced from 14 exons. Gene Ontology annotation, molecular function: hexosaminidase activity. Gene Ontology annotation, biological process: carbohydrate metabolic process.